Messenger RNA from Euleptes europaea (tarantolino), 1788 nucleotides. Its product is annotated as guanine nucleotide-binding protein G(q) subunit alpha. Gene Ontology annotation, cellular component: heterotrimeric G-protein complex. Lineage: Eukaryota; Metazoa; Chordata; Lepidosauria; Squamata; Sphaerodactylidae. Gene Ontology annotation, biological process: adenylate cyclase-modulating G protein-coupled receptor signaling pathway; action potential; phospholipase C-activating dopamine receptor signaling pathway. Gene Ontology annotation, molecular function: G-protein beta/gamma-subunit complex binding; guanyl nucleotide binding; G protein-coupled receptor binding. The transcript has 7 exons. Bases 54 to 1133 code for a protein of 359 amino acids. The record is from RefSeq and is a predicted model, not a curated record.
CGCUGUGCGUUUCGGAGUGGGGGCGGGGGUUGUGCCUGAACCAGUUCGGAAGAAUGACUCUGGAGUCCAUCAUGGCGUGCUGCCUGAGCGAGGAAGCGAAGGAAGCCAGGCGGAUCAACGAUGAGAUUGAGAGGCAGCUGCGCCGGGACAAGCGGGAUUCCCGCCGAGAGCUCAAGCUGCUGCUGUUGGGUACGGGAGAAAGUGGUAAAAGCACAUUUAUUAAACAGAUGAGAAUCAUCCAUGGAUCAGGAUACUCUGAUGAAGACAAAAGAGGGUUCACAAAGCUGGUGUAUCAGAAUAUAUUCACAGCAAUGCAAUCUAUGAUCAGAGCUAUGGAUACGCUCAGAAUUCCAUACAUAUAUGAACAUAAUAAGCCAAAUGCACAACUAGUCCGAGAAGUUGAUAUAGAGAAAGUGUCCUCAUUUGAGAACCCCUACGUAGAUGCAAUAAAGGCUCUAUGGAAUGAUCCUGGAAUACAGGAAUGCUAUGACCGACGACGGGAGUAUCAGUUGUCAGAUUCUACUAAAUAUUAUCUUAACGACUUGGACCGUAUAGCAGAUUAUGGCUAUCUGCCUACCCAACAAGAUGUGCUUAGAGUUCGAGUUCCAACAACAGGAAUUAUUGAAUAUCCAUUUGACUUACAAAGUGUCAUUUUCAGAAUGGUGGAUGUGGGAGGCCAAAGAUCAGAGCGAAGAAAAUGGAUACACUGCUUUGAAAAUGUCACAUCUAUCAUGUUUCUAGUAGCCCUUAGUGAAUAUGAUCAAGUACUUGUGGAAUCAGAUAAUGAGAAUCGAAUGGAGGAAAGUAAAGCACUAUUUAGGACAAUUAUCACAUAUCCCUGGUUCCAGAAUUCUUCAGUCAUUCUGUUCUUAAAUAAAAAAGAUCUUCUAGAGGAGAAAAUAAUGUACUCCCAUCUAGUUGACUAUUUCCCAGAGUAUGAUGGACCUCAGCGGGAUGGACAGGCAGCACGGGAAUUCAUCUUGAAGAUGUUUGUGGAUCUGAAUCCAGAGAGUGAAAAAAUUAUCUACUCACACUUCACAUGUGCCACAGACACGGAGAACAUCCGCUUCGUCUUUGCUGCUGUCAAGGACACUAUCCUACAGUUAAACCUGAAGGAGUACAACCUGGUCUAACUGUGCCUCUUAGAUCUCCUUUUCCCCUUUUCCCCUUUUGGGCAAUUGAAGAUAUUCAAGAGGGACUGUAUUAUCUGUGAAAAAGAUCUGCAUAAUACUAAUUUAUUGCUGGCCUGGACUCUGUGAAAAUUCACAGAGUUUAUAGUAAAUAUUAUGAUUUUAUUUAAACUUUACAGAGGAAAAACAAAAAAGAUGCUGAACUACGUUUGCAGCACAUUUCCUCUUUUUUUAGUCAAAACCUUGUGACCAUAUGUGUUUUAAAUUCACAGUCAUGCACUCACAAAGGAUAGGGGCUUGGGGUGAUUUUUUAAAUUAUUAUUACCAUUAUUAUUAUUUUGCUAACAAAGCAAAAUCAAGUUGGUGUCUCCUUUGACCCAUUUUUCUUUCUUUAAGGUACAAUAGCCUUUCCCCCAAGUUUCAUUCCUUGGUAGAAGUGUUUCCUCUAAAGUGACAUAGUCAGGAAAACGCUUUCACUAGAAUUUAAGCCAUCAAUUGUUUGGAUUUUUCAGUAAACACUUUUUGAAGAAUCAAACUUACUAAUACUCUGAUUUCUUUUUUAAAUUCUUGGCAAAGAUGUCAAAUGCAUCUGCUUCUUGGUACUGUCUUUGCACUGAAGGCUUGGAAUGUUGUUAAAUGGGAACAUUAAUUGUUAGCA